This is a messenger RNA of Micromonas pusilla CCMP1545, 369 nucleotides long. RefSeq lists its product as uncharacterized. The record is from RefSeq and is a predicted model, not a curated record. The transcript is spliced from 2 exons. Lineage: Eukaryota; Viridiplantae; Chlorophyta; Mamiellophyceae; Mamiellales; Mamiellaceae. Gene Ontology annotation, molecular function: metal ion binding. The coding region runs from base 1 to 369 and encodes 122 amino acids.
AUGGCCACGAUGACCUCCGUCGCCGCCCCCGCGCUCGGCUCCGCCCUCCGUCGCCCCGCGAGGACCGCGCGCCGCGUCGUCGCGCGCGCGUCUUCCCGCCCCGCGCGCGUCGUCGCCGCCGCCGCGGACGACGCGGAGCCGAUCGAGAUCGUCCUCAAGGUGGAAGGCAUGAUGUGCGAAGGAUGCGCGUCGUCCGUCACGGAAGCGUUGGAGGCCACCGGCGCGGUGAGCGGCGUGGAGGUGGAUCUGGAGUCGAAGCUCGUGACGGUGUCCGUGCCGUGCGAAUCGCAGAUGGACGGCCUCGCCGCGAUGCCGAAGCUCGUGGACGCGGUCAAGGGCGCCGGUUUCGACGCGGAGCCGGAGUUUUAA